GCCCACUCCGUCACGGACAUGCGCAGUGUGACCGGAGCAGCGGUAGGUGAAGGAAUGAUGGCGUCUUCGGCUGCCCGCUGCUCCUCACGCUGGAUUACAGUCAUCGUGUCCUCUGGACAUCGCAGGGCCGUCGGUGCGGUUGUCUGCGCUGGCCACGGAGGGGUCCGCAGUAUAUCUACACUGGGAGCGGAAAAACUGUGGCGGGGAGGGAACCUGAUGUGUGGCGGACUAGGGAAAGCGUUGACAUUGAGAGGGCUGUCAGGUAUCAAAUCCCCCCAUGCUGUCCCCACACUGACCUUUCACACAAGUGCCCCUGCUAGCAGCAAGCAGGACUUAUACCAGAUCCUUGGUGUACCUCGCACAGCAACCCAGAAAGAGAUCAAGAAAGCCUACUAUCAGAUGGCCAAAAAGUAUCACCCUGACACCAAUAAAGAUGACCCACAAGCCAAGGAAAAAUUUGCUCAGCUGGCUGAAGCCUAUGAGGUCCUGAGUGAUGAAGUGAAGAGGACGCAGUAUGAUACGUAUGGCUCAACAGGCUUUGACGCUGGUCAGGCUGGUGGAGGGCAGCACUACUGGACAGGACAGGCCAGCCACGUGGACCCAGAGGAGCUCUUCCGCAAGAUCUUUGGGGAAUUCUCCGGAGCCCGUGGCUUUGGAGACUUCAAUGCCGUAUUUGAUCAGCCACAGGAGUACAUCAUGGAGCUGACGUUCACUCAGGCAGCAAAGGGAGUCAACAAAGAGAUAUCCAUUAACAUAGAAGCAGCCUGCCAACGCUGUGAUGGUAAGGGCCACGAGCCAGGCACCAAAGUCCAGCACUGCCACUUCUGCAACGGCUCCGGCAUGGAGACAGUGAACACGGGCCCGUUUGUGAUGCGCUCCACGUGUCGUCGCUGUGGUGGCAAAGGUACAGUCAUCUCCACCCCCUGUCACUCCUGCCGUGGGGCAGGGCAGACCAAGCAGAGGAAGGCUGUGAUGGUUCCCGUGCCUGCAGGAGUGGAGGAUGGUCAGACAGUCAGAAUGCCAGUUGGUAAGAAGGAGAUCUUCAUCACUUUUAGGGUCCAAAAAAGUCCAGUGUUCAGGAGGGACGGUGCAGACAUCCACUCUGACCUUUUUGUGUCUGUGGCACAAGCUAUCCUGGGCGGCACGGCAAGGACACAGGGCCUUUAUGAAACACUAAACUUAUCCAUCCCUGCAGGCAUCCAGGCAGACCAGAGGAUUCAUCUGGUAGGGAAGGGAAUCGCUCGUGUCAGUGGCUAUGGCUAUGGAGACCAUUAUGUCCAUGUCAAAAUAAAAGUACCCAAGACACUGACAGACAGACAAAAAGCUCUGCUAAUGAGCUAUGCUGAGGACGAGACGGACGUGGAGGGGACAGUGAACGGUGUCACUGCCACUACCACAGGUAAAAGGUCAUCCUGGAAUUGAGAAGCUUCAUCAGUAGAUCAGAGGGCAGAAGGGAGGACAGCGUAAAGCAAGAACAGCCACAUUAUAAUGGGACAGGUGGUUGAGGAGUAUUGGGUGUUGGAUGAGGCCCACAAAGGUUCUGGACAGAUCAGUACGGAUCUACCUACCCAGCCCUGCAGUGAAUACGGCAGAGGAUUACCUGCUCUGUAACUCUGCCAAAGUGAAUCCACACACAAGAGGAUGUUCCAGUGCGCCAACCACCUCUGUCAAUUGAGGCCAUUUGGGCAGCAAAGACUUUUCAUUUAUCAUAGCAUGCAUGUUGGUUUUCUGUUAAUCGCCAUAAGAAAAACAUAAUGCUGAUAACAGAAUCCAUGUGCACAGAAAUAAAUUAUUGCAUUGACAGAGACCACAGAUAGUCAUAAAUUUUAUUUGGGAUUAAAUUAACCUCCUGUUAUUAAUCCUUUUGUUCUGCAUGCUUCGGUUGUGUUUUCGUGAAUGCUUUGAGUUUCCCAAUUCUCAGCCCUGUCAGUUCUAACAGGUUGAACAUGACCAGACGAACUACAUGUUUACCUUUUGAGUUUACGUGUUGGACAGUGUAGAGGUGUGUCUGCAGUGGAUAGUCAGUCUCCUGUCUCUGAUUGAGGACUAAACUGUGAAAAGUUAACAUUUGGCUAACGUUUCCCUGAACUGUGAACACUGAUGACCGGGCUCUGUCCCUCUUGAGCCUUUUAAUUAUGAGAGUAAAUUCACUUGGAGUUCUGCACCUUCAUUAAAUUUGUAGAUAGACAAUUGUGGUUAAUACAGUUGCAGCAAUGUGUCACAUAGAACAGAUAUACUGUAUGUCUAUAAUAAAGCUAUGGUCUGGGAAAA
Molecule: messenger RNA, 2271 nt
Organism: Siniperca chuatsi (mandarin fish)
Lineage: Eukaryota; Metazoa; Chordata; Actinopteri; Centrarchiformes; Sinipercidae
Gene: dnaja3a
Product: DnaJ heat shock protein family (Hsp40) member A3a
Exons: 11
Coding region: 19-1422 (467 amino acids)
Biological process (GO): negative regulation of apoptotic process; protein folding; response to heat
Cellular component (GO): mitochondrion
Molecular function (GO): heat shock protein binding; ATP binding; protein kinase binding
Source: RefSeq, a predicted model, not a curated record